This is a messenger RNA of Egretta garzetta (little egret), 1877 nucleotides long. RefSeq names its product growth hormone inducible transmembrane protein (gene GHITM). The transcript has 8 exons. The coding region runs from base 64 to 1104 and encodes 346 amino acids. The record is from RefSeq and is a predicted model, not a curated record. NCBI's taxonomy places the organism in Eukaryota, Metazoa, Chordata, Aves, Pelecaniformes, Ardeidae. Gene Ontology annotation, cellular component: mitochondrial inner membrane.
AUAGUAAAGCAUAUUUUUUUUGUGCACUUGCAGGAACACAGUGUAUAAAUUAUCUAAGCAACCAUGCUGGCUGCAAGGCUAGUAUGCUUGAGGGCAUUAUCAUGUCAGACUAUCCGCCCCACCAUCACUCAGGCUUCCCCAGCUCUGAGGAACUCCAAUAUAAAAGCAUACCGGCUGUGGCAGCCUAACCAGUGUUAUGCUACCAGAGUAAGAACGGGUGUAAGGCGUGGAAAAAUUGGCCAGGAAAUCAAAGAAGCGGCAUUUGAACCAUCUGCAGAAACGGCACUUAAAGUUGAUCGCCUGGGGAAAUUUAUUGUUGCUGGAGGGGCUGCUGUUGGCCUGGGGGCCCUCUGUUACUAUGGAAUGGGCAUGUCCAGUGAGAUUGGAGCUAUUGAAAGAGCUGUUAUUUGGCCACAGUAUGUGAAAGACAGAAUUCACACUACUUACAUGUACUUCGCGGGAAGCAUUGGCUUGACGGCACUGUCUGCUGUAGCAGUAAGCAGAUCUCCAGCACUCAUGAGCCUUAUGACAAGAGGCUCCUGGCUGGCAAUAGGUGCAACUUUUGCAGCUAUGAUUGGUGCUGGAAUGUUGGUCAGGUCCAUAUCCUAUGAAAAUAGUCCAGCGGCUAAACAUUUGGCUUGGAUGAUGCAUUCAGGUGUCAUGGGUGCAGUGGUGGCUCCUCUAGCCUUCUUGGGUGGUCCUUUGCUGAUCAGAGCUGCCUGGUACACCGCUGGAAUCGUCGGAGGGCUCUCAACUGUGGCCAUGUGUGCUCCAAGUGAAAAAUUUCUGAACAUGGGAGGACCACUUGGAAUAGGCUUAGGCUUUGUUCUCGCCUCUUCAAUUGGAUCCAUGUUCCUGCCUCCUACUUCUGCUUUUGGUGCCGGCUUGUAUUCGGUAGCUGUUUAUGGUGGAUUGGUACUCUUUGGCAUGUUCCUGCUCUACGAUACGCAGCAUGUUAUCAAGCGUGCAGAAACUAUUCCGUAUUAUGGAGUAACAAAAUAUGAUCCAAUCAAUGCGUGCAUGGGUAUCUACACAGAUACGCUGAACAUCUUCAUUCGGGUGGCCACCAUGCUUGCAGGUGGUGGAGGUGGCAGGAGAAAGUAAACCGGGGCUCCUCUUUGCAGCUGACAGCCUGCCUAGUGCACAUACUAAACAAAUUCAUGGUUACAAGCAGUUUUGCUGCAAGUCAGAAUUUUAAAGCAUUUCAGCAUAUUGUUUCAGUGCAAUGUGAUUCAGACUUAAUAGUUUUUCUUCAAACACUGUCCAGCUCUGUGUUUAAAAUAGUGUGAACUGCUUCUAAUUGUACAUUAUUUGGGGAAAGUAAAUUAUUUUUAAUAUAUGAGUAAAAUAGUCUUAUCUGCUUUUUAAUGGGUUUGACAGCAGUUCAGUUGUUACUUUCUUUUUUUUUUUAAUUGUUCCUACAUAGUAAAGGAAGUAAUUUCUAAACUGGUAUCCCAUAUGCAGAUAGGGACACGAGCUGCUUCAUUAAAUGCUGUUGAGAUGCAUCAGUUUUCAGUUAAGAUUGCAUAAAUGAUAUUUGAGCAACACCUUAAGAAGAGCAGCACAAAUUGGAUAUGACGCUAAACGCAGUAAUGACUUCUACCAAGGCAGAAGUUUCAGGAAGGUUUAAGCAAUUUCUCAGAAACGCAUUGGAUUUGACAGGUGAGGUGACCAAAAAGUAUAAAGGAGACAAGAUGAGGAAACCGUGCAUUUGUCCCAGAUGAACUUCAGUCUCUUUCUGGAGUACACAUGAGAACUCCUUGCUUUAAUGUUGACUGAGUAUAAAAGCUAGGUUCUUUUGGUACUAGAAUUAUCGAACUGCUGAGUAGCAAUAGAGGUGUGUCUUCCUUCCAAUGACUAAAUUUCAGUAUUGUGGA